ACUUGUUCGACCCUUAAUUUAAUUCUAGAACUUCAAUCGCGAACUAUAGUUCCUACCUGUCUACCUGUGCCAGACUCCAUUGUUGCUACACCUCCAAUUCCGCCUCAACUCUACCAUCUACAACCACAACCACCGCCACCAUGACUGCCACAAUACCACCACCACCAUCCCAAGAACAACAAGUCACUCCAUCAACACCAGAAAUGAUAGCAACAACACCCCUCCCCCCCUCCGCCCUCACAACCCUCCUCUCAUCCACCACAACACCACCACCGACUCCCCUCUCCGCAAACACCCUCCAAAUCCUGCACAACCUCCAACACCAACACCUGUGGACCUCCCUGCGCGUGCACGACCUCCACCUCCCCAGCAGCUCCGAACAGCAACAACCCCUCUACCUCAUCUCCGGCAUUCCCCCGCACCAUCUCUACAUCCACCCGGACGAACAGCUCUUCAUGCUGGAGCGCGGGCUGCGCGAAGACGACGUCGAGCUAGAGCGCAUGUUCGUCCUUCCCACGGUUCAGGGCGAGUCAUGGACGCUGCGCAAGUUGGCGGGAGUGUUUGAUUCGUUGCCUGAGGGUAGCGGGGAAGGAGAAGUACUGGAAGGAGGAGGGGCAGGGGAGAAGGCGGAGAAGUUGAGGGAGUAUUAUGAGUAUCGGGAGAAGGCGAGGGCUACGAAGGAGUGGGGUGGGAAGAGGUUGUUGUUGGCUAUGGUGGAUAGGAGGAUGGGGGGUGAUGGGACGGUGGUGUAUUAUGUUGUGCAGGAUGGUGCGGUGAAGCCGAGGCAGAAUUAAUCUACGAUUGGGGGGGAAGGAACUCAGGGACAUAUGCUGCUGAGCGUACAGCAAGAAGCAAGCAAGCAAGUGAUUCCUUCCAAUUUAUCUUUACACCGAAGAAGAUCAAGAAUUAUAUACACGGAUGACAGACAGCAACAAGAG
Messenger RNA from Aspergillus eucalypticola CBS 122712, 938 nucleotides. RefSeq lists its product as uncharacterized. Gene Ontology annotation, molecular function: nucleic acid binding. The transcript is spliced from 2 exons. Gene Ontology annotation, cellular component: tRNA-intron endonuclease complex. NCBI's taxonomy places the organism in Eukaryota, Fungi, Ascomycota, Eurotiomycetes, Eurotiales, Aspergillaceae. Gene Ontology annotation, biological process: tRNA-type intron splice site recognition and cleavage; tRNA splicing, via endonucleolytic cleavage and ligation. The coding region runs from base 141 to 794 and encodes 217 amino acids. The record is from RefSeq and is a predicted model, not a curated record.